AUGGCGCAACUCUUCUUUUGAAAAAAUUACUUCCAAAUAAGAGUCCUCAAUGUGCACAUCAUUUUAAAAAGGAUAUAAGUUCAAAUCAACUACCAAUAGUUUUAAAAAUGACACCCAUAGUUUCAUAGUUUCAUUUGGAGGGAGACUCGAUUUCAGACUUUCAACCUCGAUAGCACGACCUAACAGUUUCCUCUCAUCUUUUUCUUCUCGGGAAGCUCCCUUUCCAUUUGAGAGGGACGAGUUCAGAGCUUUUAGUGGCCUUGGAGUAGGAAAUUGGAAGAAGCAGCUGGUGGAGGAAAUAGAAUGAAUUUUGAAUUUCGCUUGAUUGGGUUUUUGAGUUUCUUCAUUGCAAACAGAGUGCCGGCGAACGUUCAACCGUUUUCAGGUCCUCUCGAUGUCUGCAAAGAGUCAUCUCAGCCUCUGUGAUUCUCCGAUUCUCAUCGACGAUGGUAGAAAGAGCUUUGCAUUGGAGAAAUGGACCGGGAGGAAAUGCUACAUGCUUUCUGCAAGGGACCUUACAAUUACCUGGUCCAAUUCUCCAGAUUAUUGGAGAUGGGUACCCGACCCAGAUUCCAGAUUUUCGGAAGUGGCUGAGCUUAUUGAUGUUUGUUGGUUUGAAAUCAAUGGCGAAAUUAGUAUCCAGAUGUUGUCCCCAGAAACAUCAUAUGCGGCGUACUUGGUGUUCAAAUUGACAACAAGUGCUUAUGGGUUUGAAGGACAUCCAGCAGAGAUCACUGUAGAACUUGCUGGAAGUGAAAAGGAUAAGCGUAGUGUUUUUUUGGUUCCAGUACGAGGACAGAGGCGCCAACACCAAACUUUAAGAAGGCUAACUGGUUUGUUUAACUGCAGCCGGGUUUCGGGUUCGCAACCCUCUGUGCCUGCCGGAAAAAGCUACGGCAAAUACCCGAAAGAGAGAGUAGAUGGGUGGCUGGAGAUUGAAUUGGUUGAGUUCUAUAACAAGAAAGGCGGAGAUGGAAAAUUGAAGAUAUGUUUACGGGAAACAGGUGGUCACUGGAAAGGUGGUGUCAUUGUUCAAGGGAUAGAGAUUAGGCCGAAAGGAGAAAACAAAAUUAAGCAAGCAAUCGCUACUUGAAGAUUGGGCCAAAGACUAAUUUUUUUUUUCAGGAUUUUAUAUUAAUAUGUUGUAAUUUAUUAUAUUAUAUAUAACAACAAUUGAAGCUUCA
This is a messenger RNA of Hevea brasiliensis (rubber tree), 1184 nucleotides long. Its product is annotated as F-box protein At2g02240-like. The coding region runs from base 395 to 1093 and encodes 232 amino acids. The record is from RefSeq and is a predicted model, not a curated record. Lineage: Eukaryota; Viridiplantae; Streptophyta; Magnoliopsida; Malpighiales; Euphorbiaceae. The transcript is spliced from 4 exons.